AUGUCUGACCUUCCACAGCUCACUGCCGGCAUCUGCACCCGCAUCAACGACAACGUCAGAGAGGAUGACCAACUCUUCAACAUACAACCCACCGUGCAGCUCCUUUCCUUCAAGAAGAUUCCUCCCACCAGCGGUCCCACUCAAGACCGCUACCGCGUGAUCGUGUCCGAUGGGGAGCACUUCCUCCAGUCGAUGCUCGCGACGCAGAUGAACUACAUUGUGGAGGAAGAUCAAAUUGCGAAGGGGACCAUUGCGACGAUCGAAAAGUUCUCGGUGAACCUGGUUCAAGGGAAGCGACUUUUGAUCAUCCUCGCUCUCAAAGUACUGGUCAAGCAUGCGGAGAAAAUAGGCUCUCCAAAGGCACUGCAGCCUCGCGGUGAAGAUGGAGCUCCCGCAAGUGCACCCGUAACCCCUGGCCCGUCCACUUCCACCACGCCUGCCGCAGCCGCUGUUCCCGCGCGUCAGCAAACACAGGCCGGCCGCGGUGGACGGGCUGCUGCUGUCUAUCCCAUUGAGAGUCUUAGCCCAUACCAGACUCACUGGACGAUCAAGGCACGUGUCACAAACAAGUCGGACAUCCGUACAUGGUCGAACCAAAGGGGCGAGGGCAAGCUGUUCAGCGUGACUUUGAUGGACGAGAGCGGCGAAAUUAGGGCCACAGCGUUCAAUGCUGCGGUAGACGAAUUGUAUGACCGUCUGCAAGACGGCAAGGUCUACCUGAUUUCCAAGGCGAAGGUCAACCUUGCAAAGAAGAAGUUCUCCAACGUCAACAAUGAGUACGAGCUCACAUUUGAGCGCAGUACUGAAGUGGAAGAGUGUCACGAUGCCACCGACGUCCCUACCGUCAAGUUCAACUUCAUCAACAUAAGCAGCUUGCAAGAUGUGGCCAAGGACUCCACUUGCGAUGUGAUCGGGGUCGUCAAGGAUGUGUCAGAAUUGUCUUCCAUCACUUCGAAAGCGACAAGCAAGAUCCCGAAAAGGGAACUCACCAUCGUUGACCGCUCCGGAUAUUCCGUCAGGAUGACGUUGUGGGGCAAGCAAGCGGAGCAGUACGACGAGAACGACCACCCCGUGAUCGCAUUCAAGGGAGCCAAAGUCGGUGACUUCCAAGGUCGCUCGCUCUCUAUGAUGAGCUCAAGCACCAUGCAUGUCAAUCCCGACAUUCCCGAGGCGCAUGCUUUGCGCGGCUGGUAUGACGCCGCCGGUGCUGACCAACAAUUCCAGUCGCACACCGUUACGAUGGUCUCCGGCGGAGGAAUCACUUUUGACCGCGCAGAGAUUCGCAACCUCAAUGACGUAAAGGUGUCGGAGCUUGGUAUGUUCGAUAAGCCAGAUAACUUCUGUGCACGAGCCACGAUCAUGCACAUCAAGAGCGACAACAUUUCAUACCCGGCGUGCCCUACGACUGGGUGCGGAAAGAAGGUUCUCCAGAUGGGUGAGAGCUGGAGAUGUGAGAAGUGCGAUAAGUCCUUCCCGAAGCCCGAGCACAGGUACAUGGUCGCGAUGGCCGUCUCGGACUACUCCGGUCAAGCGUGGUUUCAGGGUUUCAAUGAUGUCGGCCAAACCGUUUUCGGGAUGACCGCUGAUGAACUCGUCGAGAUCAAGGAUCGCGAAGAACUUCAGUAUAACACGGUCAUAAACGCCUCGAUCGGCAAGACGUUCAACUUCACAUGCAGAGCGAAACAGGAUACGUACAACGACCAGACGCGGGUGCGAUACGGGAUCUCGCGGAUCUUGCCUUUGAAUUAUCGUGAGGAGGCCAAAUAUCUCGCGGACCUUCUUCUCACCAGCGACUGGGCGCGGUAA
This is a messenger RNA of Dichomitus squalens LYAD-421 SS1, 1806 nucleotides long. RefSeq names its product replication factor-a protein. Gene Ontology annotation, biological process: DNA recombination; DNA repair; DNA replication. The record is from RefSeq and is a predicted model, not a curated record. Lineage: Eukaryota; Fungi; Basidiomycota; Agaricomycetes; Polyporales; Polyporaceae. Bases 1 to 1806 code for a protein of 601 amino acids. The transcript is spliced from 9 exons. Gene Ontology annotation, molecular function: DNA binding. Gene Ontology annotation, cellular component: nucleus.